Molecule: messenger RNA, 702 nt
Organism: Oldenlandia corymbosa var. corymbosa
Lineage: Eukaryota; Viridiplantae; Streptophyta; Magnoliopsida; Gentianales; Rubiaceae
Source: the annotation of a GenBank genome assembly
AUGAAGAGAGUGUUUGGGGUGAAGAAGGACAAAGAACCUCCUCCGUCUAUUCAAGACGCCUCCGAUCGGAUCAACAAAAGAGGUGAUACCGUCGAUGAGAAGAUUAAGAAGCUUGAUACUGAACUUGCCAAGUAUAGAGAGCAGUUGAAGAAGAUGCGUCCUGGCCCUGCCCAAGAAGCUGUCAAGGCUCGUGCCAUGAGGGUUCUUAAGCAAAAGAAAAUGUAUGAAGGUCAACGAGAUAUGCUCUAUAAUCAGACAUUCAACCUUGACCAAGUUGCCUUUGCUGCUGAGGGAAUUAAAGAUGCUCAACAGACAAUGUCAGCUUUGAAGACAGCUAACAAAGAAUUGAAAGGGAUGAUGAAGACAGUGAAGAUUCAAGAGAUAGAUAACUUGCAAGAUGAAAUGAUGGAUUUGAUGGAUAUCAGUAAUGAGAUUCAAGACUCUCUUGGCAGGAGCUAUAAUGUUCCUGAUGACAUUGAUGAAGAAGACCUGAUGGGAGAGCUUGAUGCGCUGGAGGCAGACAUGGGAUUUGAGACUGAAGGGGAUGGAGUCCCUUCAUAUCUUCAACCUGACAAGGAACCUGAUCUGGAUGCAGAGCUUAACCUACCAUCAGCUCCAUCUGGGCACGGACCUCUACCCGCAGCACAGGGUGAGGAUGAAAUGGGUCUACCUGCUGUUCCACGUGCAUCUCUUCGUGGUUAG